AUAUGCUUGAUAUCGAAGAUGGUCUUCUUAAAACUGAAAAGCAAAAUGUGCGGAACUAUGAGUGGCACGGUAGGUCGGCUAUGCUUGUAGAACUCGUAACAAGUACAGUUAUCAUUGGUGGAGCUGUUGGCGCUUUAAUUGGUGGUGGCUUCUUUAAAGAUGCAGAUGAUGAUUUCAUAAAGAAAGUAGAGCAUCGAAUAGAAUGCAUCAUCCACCUUCAUGAUGUUCACAGGAAGUUGCUUGAACAUGUAUUUGUUACACCAAUUGGUCCAGAAAAACGACUGCUCUUACGAAUCCAUUUCGUGGAAUGUGGACUUUCAGGGCUGAAUUCUGUGAUCCAAGACAAAUACUUAAAUUCGGAUAUUAAUAUCCGGAAAGGCUUCUCAAUCGUAUCUUAUUUAUUACAGGCUGUUAAACAAAUGAGCGAACCUAAUGGAAUCAGUGACUCGAAAACAGCCAAUAGCUGGCUUCAAAGAAUAAUGAAGGAUCCUCAUCUUGAGCCAGAAUCAGAGGAUAAGCUUUAA
This is a messenger RNA of Dentiscutata erythropus, 524 nucleotides long. Lineage: Eukaryota; Fungi; Glomeromycota; Glomeromycetes; Diversisporales; Gigasporaceae. The record is from the annotation of a GenBank genome assembly.